GCAGCACUUCUGGGCCACAGCUAUCUCCAGCUGCCUCUACAGUGCCACGGCCUACCCCUCCUCCAGUGCCCAUGCCCGCUGCCCAUCCUCUGCACCCCCCAUCUCACUCAUUUCCUCCUCCUAUGUUUGCUCCCCCUCUUCCUCCACCUACAGCGACUGCCAGUCCUCUCUCACUGCCUACGUCAGCCAACCCAAACCCUUUCUCUGCCGAGUCUCUCUUCCAGUCAAAUCAGGCAGACCUUUUGCGGCGUGAACUGGAUAGCCGGUUCCUGGCCUCACAGGACCGCUCUUUGAAUGUGGGACCACCGCCCUACCUAAGAACAGAAAUGCACCACCAUCAACAUCAACACACCCAUGUGCAUCAGCAUACCACGACUCCAUUGUUGCCUCCACCACCGGCACCAUCGCUCUUUCCACCACCUCUAUUCAAAGAUAUCCCCAAGUUGGGAAGUGUGGACUCGCCAUUCUACAGGCAGAAUCUAGGACUCACCAGCUACCCUGGUUUCUCUCCUGGUCUUCUGCACCCUAGUCUUGGGGGUUCCACCCCAUUUGCUCCACCUAAUCACCUCCCCACAUUCACACCAAAGCAAAUGGCUGAUCCCUCGAAACCUAAACCAGUGAAAACGGGUCGCUGGAAUGCUAUGCACGUGAGGAUUGCCUGGGAGAUCUACCAUCACCAACAGAAACAGCAAGCUGAAGCAAAGGCCGGAGCUGCAAAGCCACCUGAUCUUCUGAGACCUCCAAACCAUCUAUUUCCUGGUGGCCUAGCUCCACCACCUCGGCCACAUGACCUGCCUUCAUUUGCUUCUACAUUGACGGCUCAUCGAGGACCUCCUUUUGAUGCUGGCCCUCAUCCUAGCAGUUUCUUGAACCCUCCAACUGCACCUCAUUUAGGUACAGGAGUGUCUCCAUUUGGGCGAUAUCCUUCCACUUUCACAGGAGCCAAUUCUGCCUUCCCAAGUUUGGGAGCAACUGCCUCUGUCUUUCCACCACCACGUGACAUGCCUCCUCUGGGUCCACUUGGCCCCGUUCAUGACCCAUGGAGUCGGCUGCAACGGACAGCGGCAGGCUUCCCGGCGACCAGCGCCAACCCGUGGGGUCUGAAGCCCGAGCCGUCGCCGAUGGAGAGGCGGGCGGAGCUGGAGGAG
Gryllus bimaculatus (two-spotted cricket) is the source of this 1148-nucleotide messenger RNA. Lineage: Eukaryota; Metazoa; Arthropoda; Insecta; Orthoptera; Gryllidae. The record is from the annotation of a GenBank genome assembly.